Molecule: messenger RNA, 1530 nt
Organism: Camellia sinensis
Lineage: Eukaryota; Viridiplantae; Streptophyta; Magnoliopsida; Ericales; Theaceae
Source: RefSeq, a predicted model, not a curated record
UUUCAAUUUCUUAAAAAAAUUGUGGGAUCUGAAGCGGAAACCAAAUAUGCUAUUAAAAGCUUUGACAGGCUUCUUUUGCUUGAUCUUCGAGUUUGCGUGGCACCCAACAUUGAAUUUCUGCGAGAAUCCGGUGUGCCAAAUGAGAAUAUUAUGGUCUUGUUGAAGUACCGACCUAGAGCAUUCAUGACAAGCAAUGAUAGGUUUAGAGAGAUUGUGAAGGAGGUGGAGGAAAUGGGUUUUAAUCCUCUUAGGAAGAAGUUUGUGAUAGCAGUUCAUGCUUUUAGGGCAAUGAGUAAAUUGACAUGGGAGAAGAAGGUUGAGGUUUAUAAGAAAUGGGGAUUGUCUGAGGAUGAGAUUCUUGUGGCUUUUGGGAAGCAUCCAGGGUGCAUGAUGGUUUCCGAGCAUGAGAUCAAGGAAGUGAUGAACUUUUUUGUCAAUAAAAUGGGUUGGGAGUCUUCAUUUGUUCCAAGAAAUCCAUUACUUGUUUCGCUGAGCUUAGAGAAAAGAAUUGUUCCAAGGUGUGCAGUUUAUCAAGUAUUAUUGCUAUCGAAAGUUUUGAUUAACAGCAACAAUAUUAGCUUGUCAACUAUGCUGAAGGUUAGAGAAAUGUUGUUCUUAAAGAAGUUUUUGAUCUGUCAUGUGGAACAAGCUCCUGAGCUAUUGAAAUUGUAUAGGGAAAAGUUGGCUCUUGCAAAGUAACUAGGAUAUAGGUAGGAUGUCUUCUUUUGAAACCAACUCAACAUACAGUUGGAAUGUUCUUUUGUUUCUCCUGGUUGAACUCUGUUAUUGAAUUAUCUCAUUUUGAAUACAAUGUGGCAAUCAAUUAAAAUUAGUUAUCCGUAAGCAGGUUCUGUUCUCUGUUUCGACUCUGACCAAUGAGAUUUGAAGUUCCACACUGCUGCAUUGAAUUCUUUGUCGUUUUGUAAUGUGGUUGAGGCUUGAAGCAGUGUGCCAAUGUCUUUUCAUCUGGGUAAUUAUGUAUAGGUAGGAGCUUACAUUGCAUUCAUUCAAGCUACAAGGAACCAUUUAUUUGAAGUGAUUGAAACCACCCCAAGAAAAAGAGAGAAGAAAUUGUUGUUUUGGUUUGUAUGAUUCUAAUUUUGAGCGUAAGCAACAGGAUCCAACCCAGGUCUGGAGGAGAGCUAUUGAUUGUGCAAUUUGCUUUUACAAAGGCGAAUUAUGAGGUGGUUGUGUCCGAGCCUGAUACUACUACUGAUGAAGCUGAAACAGGAGAUUGGGGCUUGAGUCAAACAACAAAAGGUGAGAUUAAAAUUAAUUUGUUGGUGCUAUGGCGAAAGGUCCACAGAAUGGAGUGUUGGCUCUUGUGGUUAAAGACAGUAUAUGUCAAAUUUUUCUUGUUGGGGUGGGUUGUAAAACUUGGGAAAUUACUUGCUUGUCUUAGAGAAAUUAUCCAGUAGGUCUGAUUUUAGGUUACACAUUCUCGAGAGAGAACUGUUGUCUCUGAUUUUGUACUCUCCUUGUAUUGGUUGGAAAUAGAAAAAUAAGAUUGCUAUGGCAUUGACAAUCCAA